ACAUCUACUUUGAUCUGCACAUACGAAAAAAUUCUGAUUAAUCCGUUUAGCUGUAAGCAUAAUUCUUUACUCGCACUCGCGCUUUAGCAACUUUACUCGUGUUGAGUGGAAAAUUAAUUCAAUUAUGUCAAAUAAAGAGGGCCGCUGUAGCCGAAUUUGUUGGUGCAUGACUACCAUUCGGAAGUGCGUAGGUUCGAAUCUCCGUGCAUGAAACACCAAAUCAUAGAACAAGUUUUUACUAAUAGCCAUCGUCCCUUGGCCGACAAUUGUAUAGUAUUUCUGUAUUGAAAAAGCUCCUCUGCCGUUCGGAGUCGGCUUACAACUGUAGGUCCCUCGAUUUGUGAAACAACAUCAAGACGCGCACCACAAAUAGGAGAAGGAGCCCGGCCAAACACCAAAAUAGUUGCUGCUAGUAGAGAGAAAAGCCACAAACAAAUGGAAUAUCUCUAUAGUCGAUCAUCUGCGCCAUAAAUUUUCGAAUUAUAUAAACGCCACAAUUUUUCCGUCACUUACCUGAUAAAAAUAUAAGUUAUCUCAUAUACUAGCAGUCAUGCGAGUGUUUGUAUUUUGCUACCUUCCUAGAGGAAACAAUAAUUGACAGUUGGGCACACAAAAACCAAAACUGAAUAGCAUAAGGAUAUCUUUAUUUUGUAAUAAAGUAGAUAGUAACUUUAGUUGAAAUAUGGAUGCUCCACAACCGAGCGUAUCUGUGCCAGAUGGUGGAUGGGGUUGGUUGAUUGUGGGUGCAGUGGCAUUGAUAAAUAUGACCAAUCAAUAUAUUCACUCCGUUUUCGGUCUGCUCUUUGGUGCCAAAUUGCAGAGUAUGCAGGAGUACACCUAUACUGCUGCAUUAAUUUUGAACUUGAGCAGCUUGACCUUGAAUUUUUCCGGUUUAUUUAUUGGCCCGGCCAUAAAGGCAUUCAAACCACGCAGCGUAGCAGCUAUAGGCAUAUUGCUUGUCUCGAACGGAUUGUUCCUUUGUUCAUUUGCAUCAGAAAGUUGGCAUUUCAUUGUCGGUUAUAGUUUAUUUGUCGGCCUCGGACUCGGUUUAAUUACACCAUCAACCUUUAUGGCCAUAAAUUCAUAUUUUAGUGCAAAACGCGGCCGCGCCGUGGGAUUAGCCUUAGCUGGUUCAGGUAUAGGUCAGGUGACGGUGCCACAUUUAGUACGCUUACUUCUAGAUAAUUACGGAUUUCAAAUUACUGUUCUGGCUAUGGCACUAUUUUCGCUUAUAGGCCUUAUGGGUGCCGCAUUGCUAAAGCCAUUAGCACCUCCAAUCAGACAUAAUAAUCGACAGCAUGUACGUCUAUUGUUAUCAACCGAUGAUGAGAAAAACAAAACAAUACCGCCACAGUGUGAAGUACAUAUAGUUGAAUCCAAUGAAUUGGUAAAAAACGGAGACCCUCAUGCACAGCUUGCACCUCAGCGAGAUACAAGUUAUUGCAGCAAAGUUGGUCAGCGUUUGGUGCAAGCCAUGGAUUUGGAAUUGCUUAAAGAUGUAACGUUCUGGAGUAUAAUCGUUGGUAUGGGACUGGUGUAUACUUCUACUAUACAGUUUACUAUGCUCUUCCCGCAUUUUUUACAGUACUCAGUUGGGCUUACCUCAUUCAAUACAGCAACCUGUAUGUCUGCUGUUGCUGGCGCUGACAUAGUGUGUCGGCUUUUACUGCCUUGCAUCACUGACAAGCUAAAUGUACCUUAUCGGGUUGUUUUCCUGCUGGGCACGGUUGGCCUACUCAUUUCGCGCGCUGCUCUGGCCGAAUCUAUGGAUAUGACCACAAUCAUUGUUAUGUCCAUUUUCACUGGUAUGACCAAAUCCGCCACUGUGUUAAAUAACAACCUAACAAUUUCAAGCCACUGUCGACCGGAAAAAUUACCAGGCGGUUUGGGUUUGAAUAUGAUUGCCAAAGGUGUGCUAGUUAUCACUGUUGGUCAAUUGCUUGGCUGGAUACGUGAUUACACACACUCUUACAUACUAUGUUUGCAUGCACAAAAUAUUUUGCUGUUACUGGUAGUCUUGAUUUGGGUGCCAGAGCUUUUUUGUCGUUAUAAAAAGGAGCGCAAAGUAAAGAGAGAGGCUGCGGUCGAGAGAGAGGAGUAUAAUAAAAUGAGUACGUGCUAAUACUACGAAGUUUUCACAAUGCAAUAUUUUAAGGCAGUAUUAAUUUCAUCAAAAC
This is a messenger RNA of Anastrepha ludens (Mexican fruit fly), 2177 nucleotides long. RefSeq names its product monocarboxylate transporter 13. Gene Ontology annotation, biological process: monocarboxylic acid transport; transmembrane transport. Bases 683 to 2122 code for a protein of 479 amino acids. NCBI's taxonomy places the organism in Eukaryota, Metazoa, Arthropoda, Insecta, Diptera, Tephritidae. The transcript is spliced from 8 exons. Gene Ontology annotation, molecular function: monocarboxylic acid transmembrane transporter activity. The record is from RefSeq and is a predicted model, not a curated record.